Messenger RNA from Fusarium falciforme, 2322 nucleotides. RefSeq lists its product as hypothetical. Gene Ontology annotation, cellular component: chromatin. The record is from RefSeq and is a predicted model, not a curated record. The coding region runs from base 1 to 2322 and encodes 773 amino acids. Gene Ontology annotation, molecular function: DNA-binding transcription factor activity, RNA polymerase II-specific; RNA polymerase II cis-regulatory region sequence-specific DNA binding; zinc ion binding. The transcript is spliced from 8 exons. NCBI's taxonomy places the organism in Eukaryota, Fungi, Ascomycota, Sordariomycetes, Hypocreales, Nectriaceae. Gene Ontology annotation, biological process: DNA-templated transcription; regulation of transcription by RNA polymerase II.
AUGCUCCCCCGCAGACUUCGCUACAAUACAUCUCAGCUUCGAAACCCACAGCAUACGCCCUGUUUUCCGAUCACGACCACCGCAUCAGGAGAUAUGAUGACAGCUUUCUUAGCGAGGUCGGAGGCCCCCAGCCGCGGCCGUACCCGGACGAAGCAGGCAAAGCCACCCCCCUGCAAAUUCUCAUGCACGCACUGCAAGGCGACAUUCAAUCGCGCUGCCCAUCUGAGGCGUCAUGACAAAACUCAUCAAAAUGACAAACCUUACAAGUGCGAGCUUUGUCCAGUCUCGUCAUCGCGCAAGGACGUAAUCCUCCGUCAUACAAGGAAUUUCCAUCCGGAGAUAGCUUCUGCGAGCGCCGAGGACGAUCCUGGACCAACAAGUGAUGCGGAAGAUAUUGAACCGUCCGUAAAUGCGUCAUUGCCUUCAUCGGCCUCCCCAAGAAGCGCCCCGGCGAACCCGGCUCCGUGGGCACUCCCCUCUCCUGGCGAUCCCGAACAAAUCGGCGACAGUCCCGAGACACCGGUAUCGCAGCCUUUGCUCACUGAAGACGUCAAUAAUCUGGAGAAUUACCUGCCGGUGCCAGAAACACAGCUGUUGGAGCCCGAACUCUACGCCAACGAGGUUACCGGGACCUCCGGGAUAACCCUUCCUGAUCACGAAAUGCUCGACUUCCUCGCGACAUCUGAUCUCCCCAUGCCAAAUACCUGGGGUAUUUUUGCCAGCGAAACCACCCCUGUCCUGAAUCCGGCAGAGUUCUUGUCUAACUGGGAAAGAGACGCUCCUGUGACAGCGCUCGUGGAGCCUCUGCCUCCCGGUUCGCCUGCAUCAUAUUCCCAUGAUUCACCAUGUUGGAGCUGCUUUAGCUUGACGGAUGAUGAGUACGAGAAGAUAGUCGCUGAUCUAGCAGAGUCUGACCCCAGUGGAACACUCUCACAAUUCCGAUUUCCUUCCAAGCAUGCUGUCAUUCGAUUUGUAAAGGCAUUUUUCAAGCACAUGGCUCCUCAAUUCCCUGUCUUGCACCCUCCCACGUUCGCUGUCAUCUCAGCGCCCUUGCCUUUGCUCGUUGAAAUCAUGGCGUGUGGCGCCAUGUAUUCCCGUGAACGGCGGACGGCAGAGAAGCUCCAUAGAGUUGCCAUCCAACUUUGUUCCGAGCACUGGAAGAGAGGUGGCAAGACGCAACUGUGGUGGUUGCAGGCCAAUCUAUUAUUGGCCUUCUUUGAAAUGUACAAUGCCGACUGGAAGGUUCCCCAAAGAGGCAUGGCCUUGCUGUCCGAGACUGCCAAAAUUGCCCAUGAGGCUUAUAGUGCGAUGAAAGGCCUGUCAAAAUCGAACUAUAAGAACUGGGUGAGUCUGGAGAGUACGAUCAGAUGUAUGGCAGGCGCGAUUGUCAUCGGGGCAACACUGAAUUCUACCAUGAAGGAAGAAUACUUCAAAGUCCUGGGCAUGGACUUCGAUUUCACACUGCCUGCCAUGAAUAGCGAAUGGAUGAAGAACGAGAGCGAGUGGGAACAGCCCGUUGACGCACCCAAUAUCUCGGAUACUAUGAGGCUCAUCCACGCAGGGAAAACAUAUGACCCGAGCCUGAGUGAGUUUGGACUUCUGACCAUCAUGUCGACUUUUCUUGGACAUGUCUCCUCUUUUGAGCUGCUCACUGGCUCGCGGCAUCCGCGUCUAUGGACAGCCUUUGUUACUGAAAUGAGUGGGCCAGUCCAAGUUCUGGAUGAGCUGUGCAAGAAUGCAUCUGCCUGCAUGAGCGAGAACAGCACCACUCACUCACCGCUUCUCAAGACAGCGAGGGCUUUGCUUGACUCCAUUUACUACCACCUGUACGGGUCAAGUCAGUUGUUGAUAAUGAAAGAACUUUUGGCUUGUCCAGAAAUCCUGGUGGACUCGGAAAGCUUCAAGCAGCUCCUACGAGCAUCAUCCACAACUAAUUUUGAUAAAGCCAUCAAAAGAGCAGCAAAAGUCUUCCUGCAAGAGACACGACAGGGGCUACAGUAUCUAGGGAACCUCGAAGCUUCUCAUUUCGGACCAGUGUCGACCACGGCAGUCUUUGAAAGAGGUCUCCUUCUGUGCUGCUAUCUCCAAACAAGACGCUCACAUAGUCCAACGACGAGUUCACAGUCGCCGCUAGACGCCCUCAUCAGCGAAGGAAUCACAGAAGUUGAGUCUCAGCAGGUUUCGGACUACAAGUAUCGAAUUUCUGCUAUACCGUUACUGGCUAGCUCAAUGAUUCUACGGGACGCCUCAGUUUGGAAAUGGCCACCCGUAGUUUCGUCAAAACUAGAUGCUUUGAUCGAGAAACUAAACCUCUUAUCUUGA